Molecule: messenger RNA, 4937 nt
Organism: Siniperca chuatsi (mandarin fish)
Lineage: Eukaryota; Metazoa; Chordata; Actinopteri; Centrarchiformes; Sinipercidae
Gene: ppp4r3b
Product: protein phosphatase 4, regulatory subunit 3B
Exons: 16
Coding region: 335-2722 (795 amino acids)
Biological process (GO): protein dephosphorylation; DNA damage response
Cellular component (GO): nucleoplasm; protein phosphatase 4 complex
Molecular function (GO): protein phosphatase activator activity
Source: RefSeq, a predicted model, not a curated record
AUUGACGUCGAAGAAGAAAAAGAACACAAGAUCGGAUUACAAGAUGGCGGUCUGUGGACGUUAGCAAGAAGGCCGUUAGAGUUGUUGUGUUCUCUGUGAAUUUUACUGUUUGAUAUUAGGCCUUCUGUUGAGUUGUUUCACAUCGUGAACGUAAUAUGUUUAUGAAAUAGCUACUGAUAAAUUUAACUGCUAUUGAGAACUGUAUUUAGACGUGCAUGUUUUAUAACAUGCGGGUGGAAACAAAGUUAACAGGUCGAGGGUAGGAAAACACCAGACGGGUGAGGUGAUAGCUUGUUAGCAGCCAGCUAGCCUGCUAGCUCCGUCUCGGUUAACCAUGUCGGACACUCGGCGGCGAGUGAAAGUAUAUACGCUGAAUGAAGACAGGCAGUGGGACGAUCGGGGUACCGGACACGUUUCGUCUACCUUUGUUGAACGGCUGAAGGGAAUAUCAUUAUUAGUUCGGGCCGAAUCAGACGGAUCACUUCUAUUGGAGUCGAAGAUAAGCCCGAAUACUGCAUAUCAGAAACAACAGGACACACUGAUUGUCUGGUCGGAAGCAGAUAAUUAUGACCUUGCCCUAAGCUUCCAGGAAAAGGCUGGCUGUGAUGAGAUCUGGGAGAAGAUUUGCCAGGUUCAAGGGAAGGACCCUGCCCUGGACAUCACCCAGGACCCCAUUGAUGAGUCUGAGGAGGAGCGCUUUGAGGAGAUUCCAGAGACAAGCCACCUGGUGGAGCUCCCUCCUUGCGAGCUAAGUCGACUGGAGGAGAUCGCUGACCUGGUUACCUCUGUCCUGUCUUCGCCCAUCCGGAGGGAAAAACUGGCCCUGGCCCUGAUGAGUGAGGGCUAUAUCAAGAAACUCCUGGGUCUCUUCAGAGUAUGUGAGGACCUGGACAACAGGGAAGGCCUACAUCACCUCUAUGAGAUUGUCCGGGGUGUCUUGUUCCUCAAUAAAGCGGCCCUCUUUGAAGUGAUGUUCUCUGACGACUGUAUCAUGGAUGUGGUGGGCUGCCUAGAGUAUGAUCCAGCGCUGGUUCAGCCUAAACGGCACCGGGAAUUCUUGACCAAGACAGCUAAAUUUAAGGAGGUGAUCCCUAUCACGGACUCUGAGCUGCGGCAGAAGAUCCACCAGACCUACCGGGUGCAGUACAUCCAGGACAUCAUCCUGCCCACACCAUCUGUCUUUGAGGAGAACUUCCUGUCCACACUCACCUCCUUCAUCUUCUUCAACAAGGUGGAGAUUGUCAGUAUGUUGCAGGAGGAUGAGAAGUUCCUAACAGAGGUAUUUGCACAGCUCACAGAUGAAGCGACAGAUGACAGUAAACGGAGAGAACUUGUGAACUUUGUCAAGGAAUUCUGUGCUUUUUCACAAACGUUGCAGCCACAAAACAGGGAUGCUUUCUUCAAAACUCUGGCAAAUCUAGGCAUUUUACCUGCUCUUGAAAUAGUCAUGGGAAUGGAUGACCUGCAGGUGAGGGCAGCAGCUACAGACAUCUUCUCUUACCUGGUGGAAUUCAGCCCCUCCAUGGUCAGGGAGUUUGUCAUGCAGGAACCACAGCAGACAGACGACGAUGUUCUGCUGAUAAAUGUUGUGAUCAAGCAGAUGAUUUGUGACUCUGACCCAGAGUUAGGAGGGGCUGUCCAGCUGAUGGGUCUGCUCAGAACACUCAUCGACCCCGAGAACAUGCUGGCUUCCACCAAUAAAACUGAGAAGACAGAAUUUUUGAGUUUCUUCUACAAGUACUGCAUGCAUGUCCUGACUGCUCCUCUGCUGGCCAACACUGCACAUGACAAAAACUCAAAAGAUCUGCAGGAGGGAUCAACUAAGAUCAACCCGGUCUGUCCAGACAACUUCCAGACUGCUCAGCUGCUGGCACUGAUCCUGGAGCUUCUGACCUUCUGUGUGGAGCACCACACCUAUCACAUCAAGACCUACAUUAUGAACAAAGACCUGCUCAGGAGAGUGCUGGUGCUCAUGAACUCAAAACAUACCUUCCUUGCUCUUUGUGCCCUGCGUUUCAUGCGCAGAAUCAUUGGUCUGAAGGAUGAGUACUACAACCGCUACAUCAUCAAAGGGAACCUGUUUGAGCCUGUCAUUAAUGCCCUGCUGGACAACGGCACCCGAUACAACCUCCUCAACUCAGCCAUCAUAGAGCUCUUUGAGUUCAUUAAAGUGGAGGACAUCAAGUCUCUCAUAGCUCACAUUGUGGAUAACUUCUACAAAGCACUUGAAUCCAUUGAGUACGUCCAGACUUUCAAGGGCCUGAAAGGCCGGUACGAGCAGGAAAAAGAUAGGCAGAGUCAGAGACUCAACAGAUAUCGCAGAGAUGCACGGUCGUUGGACGAGGAUGAGGAGUUAUGGUUCAAUGACGACGACGAUGAUGACGAUGGAGAGGCUGUGGAGAAGAGCCGAAUGGAGGAUGACUUCUCUGACAGCUAUGGCAAGUACAUGGAAGCCAAAAAAGUCUCUGUUACUGCAGGAGCUGCCAACGGAUCUAAUGGUGCCAACAACAAUGGGAAAGCUGCUGUAAUCCCACCUGCCUCGCCAGCCGUCACUCCAAACAACAGUUCAACUUCCUCUGUCAAAACAGUUGCUCUUCCUGCCACACCAGUCGUUAAGACUGCUCUGGUCGGUUUGGUGGACUACCCUGACGAUGAGGAUGAAGAGGAAGAAGAUGAGGAGGAAGAGCAGUCUCCAAGGAAGCGGCCCCGUCUGAGCUCUUAAGGCUAAUUGUCCUCUGUUUGGUCAUCGUGGACGGACACUGAGUCCCUCCCAUCCUCCCUCCUCUGGUCGUCUCAUUGGUCCUUGGCCUGCCUGUGCCACCUGUCAGUCUGACUGAGGAGACGGGCAAAGACGAGCUCCCACCCCACUCAGUCCCUCCUGAUCUCUGCUCCUCUUUUCUCCCUCAGUGGAAGGAGAUGGAGAGCUUCUCUUUUGGAAAGUGAUAGAUCAGUCUGUUCCUUCAGCCCGUUGAUUUUACCUCUUCCUUUUACCAACUAUCUCCUUUCUUUCUCCUGAGGAGAAACUCAUUGACCCUUUGCAAACUCAUCCCUCCUCUCUCUCAUAACACUCUCCUGCUCUCCCAGCUCUGACCUCCUUCUGAACAACUUUAUCCUUCUCAUCCACCAUCCUACGUACCGACCAGAGGCUGCGGUGGAAGUAACAGUGCCAAGGCAGUUCCCAACUCUGCUCUGUUGCUAUAGCAACAGCAGCAAGGAAGCUGCGGUACUACUGCAACCCCACAGGAACCCUCACAUGUCCUCAUUUGAACUCUCCCUUCCAUCCUUCUCGAACCCGAACCAGUGAGCUCCAGAGACAGAGGAAACCAGAACACACCCAGCCAGUGUAUGAACUGUUCAGCAGGCCAGUCAGGCUAGCAGGACUAGCCGUCAUAGUUAUAGAAAGCUUGACUGGCUGAAGUAGUGUGUGCUGCCCUGCCACAGAACUGUUCACUUUUGUCGGGGAUAGAGGGAUCUAGGCAACAUAGAAGAAUUAAACAAAAUGUUGAGAGACAAGGGAGUUGACAAAUGACAAAAUGUACCAGGAUGAAAACUCAGCAGUAAUGAGGCUUGGAUCCAGAGGAGCAGGACUCAAACCUUCAAAAGCCAUGGUGUCAGUUUGGCCAAGGCACACACAAAACACACACAACGUCUCACACACAGGACUGCGUUAGCCAGAAAUCCUGUAUUUCAUGACUUUGUUAAAGUACUGUACAGAUGUUUUUCUUCUUUUUAAUCAUUUGCCCCUGAUCUGAUUUUCAAAGGGGAGAGAGAUACCUACCUACCUGUGUAUUUUUGUUGUUGUUGCACAAAAGGUGGGGUCACUGUUCACCCUUUCAGUCCAGUUCAUUUGAUUCAAUGUAAAAUGCAGAGAAGUUGCAAAUGCUGGUUUUAAAAAUAACGUAUUAAAACUGCAGUAAAGUCAUUUUUGCAGCCAACAUUUUGAGGAUGUCUGGAGUUUUGUAUUUUAUUGGAUUUAAGAAUUUAGUGGCCUCAAUACAAUGCGCACGUAUCCCAGUUUUUGUUUUGACUGGGUGACAAACCUGAGCUGUUGGUGUGCUUAGACUAGAUUUAGUGCACACUCUUGUUUCAGGAGGUUCAACUCUUGGCACCCUUCUCUCAGACAGAUCUCAGGUUCAGAGUUCAAUUUGCAUCACAAACAAAAAGCUACCCACCUUGUCUGUGCACUGUAACACGGCUAGCUGGUGAAACAUCUCACAUUUAUUACUGAAUAAGAGAAAGAUUCCAGUGAGUUAUAAGGGGCUUGAGGUGCUAGGGGAUGUUAUCCCAGUUUGACGGUCCAGAAUGUUGAUCCAGGUCACAAGUAUUCAGCUUUGUUCCACAGUCUACGUCUAAUGUCAAGUUUUCUUUGGCCAGUCCAGAAAAACAACUCUGCAGAUCAAAAAUAUGUUGACAGAAAACAUUUUUUUACAGUUGAAUUCAAACGCCACAAUUGGAAUGUUUUUAUUAGUUAUGAUAAAGAUGAUUUAACCCCAGAGUUGAUGCAGUGCGGUUUUGGUGGAGUAUUUCUGACACAACACACAGGUCUGACUAUGUCAGAAGGCAAUGAAACAUUUCUCGUGUUGUCUUCUCUCCUGGUCUCACCACAAGCACACUGAGAGGCAGAUGAUGGGAAUCAAAAUUUGCUAAAAUGCUAGAUCACACAUGAUUUUGUCAGCAACUUCUGAGUUAAACCCACAAGCAGCAGGGUAGGAGCACAAGUAAAAUUAUUAUUGCCAAUGUGCUUUUCAGGAGUUCAGCAGUACAUGAGCAGCGAAUUGUCUUUCCUCCUGUGUUAGCAUCACCCAAAAAUGACAUGAAAUGUUUUUGCUCUCCCUUGAUGAAUUUGUACCAAGUGCAUUUACUACCACUAUCCAUUCUUAACAUUUGUAUGAAUUUAUUUGAUAAGUUUUGAAAUUAAAUGUGACCCUGACAUUGAA